This is a messenger RNA of Scleropages formosus (Asian bonytongue), 2819 nucleotides long. RefSeq names its product DnaJ heat shock protein family (Hsp40) member B1b (gene dnajb1b). The transcript has 3 exons. Gene Ontology annotation, biological process: negative regulation of transcription by RNA polymerase II. The record is from RefSeq and is a predicted model, not a curated record. NCBI's taxonomy places the organism in Eukaryota, Metazoa, Chordata, Actinopteri, Osteoglossiformes, Osteoglossidae. Gene Ontology annotation, molecular function: Hsp70 protein binding; transcription corepressor activity. The coding region runs from base 159 to 1160 and encodes 333 amino acids. Gene Ontology annotation, cellular component: cytosol.
GAGGGUACUUCUCGAACUUUCUGCGCGGAUAGAAAAAGCGCGCGGGCGCCAGGCGCGCCCUGCUUCCCGCGGAGUUUGUGCGUGUCCGUGACUACAGCCGCGUGAGACUUAGUUAGGCGACUAGCUGACUGAGUAAGUAAGUAGGUGAGUGACUGACUAUGGGGAAGGACUACUACAGCGCGCUGGGCAUCUCCAGGGGCGCCUCCGAGGAGGAGAUCAAGAAGGCGUAUCGUAAGCAGGCGCUGCGCUACCACCCCGACAAGAACAAGUCGCCGGACGCUGAGGAGAAGUUCAAGGAGGUGGCCGAGGCCUACGACGUGCUCAGCGACCCCAAGAAGAAAGACGUUUACGACCGCUACGGCGAGGAAGGGCUGAAGGGAGGUGCCUCUGGUGCAGGUGGCACCAACUUCAACUACACCUUCCAUGGAGACCCCCAUGCCAUGUUUGCAGAGUUCUUUGGGGGCCGCAGCCCCUUUGACAUCUUCUUUUCCCGCAACGGCGGCACGGAUGAUGACAUGGACAUCGAUGACCCAUUUGCGAACUUUGGCAUGGGUGGCUUCGGCCGAUCAUUUAGCGGGCGGCCAGGGGGCAUCAGCGGUGGCUUACAGAAGAAACAAGACCCCCCUGUUGUUCAUGACCUCCAAGUGAGCCUGGAGGAGGUCUUCUCGGGUUGCACAAAAAAGAUGAAGAUCUCUCACCGGCGGCUUAACCCCGAUGGCCGCACCACACGCACCGAGGACAAGAUCCUCACGGUGGAGAUAAAGCGUGGCUGGAAGGAGGGCACAAAGAUCACCUUCCCCAGAGAGGGUGACGAGACGCCCACCAACAUCCCGGCUGACAUCGUGUUCGUGGUCAAGGACAAGCCGCACAAGGUCUUCAAGAGGGACGGCUCUGACAUCAUCUACCCAGCAAAGAUUUCUCUCAGAGAUGCACUAUGUGGCUGCACAGUCAAAGCUCUCACUCUGGAUGGCCGGACGGUCACUGUAACGAUGCAGGACAUUGUGCGCCCAGGGAUGAAGAGGCGGGUCACAGGGGAAGGACUGCCCUUGCCAAAAUGUCCUGAGAAGCGAGGUGACCUGGUGGUGGAGUUUGAGGUGAAGUUCCCUGACAAGCUGAGCCAAAGCGCCCGCGAGUCGCUGAGCCGCGUGCUGCCAGCUUGAACGUGGACUGCAGUGUGUGGAUGGUUUUAUUUGGAAAUGUAGUCCAGACCCACUGCAGGGCCCUGUGACCUGGGGGCUGCAACUCAGACUCUAACAAAGCCUCUGAGCUCAGGCAUUAAAUAUUGGAAAUGCCGUAUAUGACUAUAUAAUUUACGACUCCUCUCUUAGUCUAUGCAUUGUCUCAAGACUUGAGAAUUCCCCACAACCUGUCUCCAAGAUGAGCUUCCUGCUGAUGGAGCUGUGUAAACAGCUGAAAGCAUGGUUAGCUUUUGCUUUUCUUGUUGCUGCAGAUGUGCAUACUUUUUUUUUUUUUUUUUCUCUUCCCCCCCCUGCUGUUUUCCUGUUUGACAAGGUUAGUAUUACUCCAAGUGGGACUUUGUCAUUUUACACCCUGCUGCAUGAGCGGGUGUUUCCAGGUAGAUCAUGGAGUGUCUAAGGACAGUAAUCACUGCCGUGGCCUCUUACGGGAAGCCGCAGUUCAGGUGAACAUCUCUCUGUUACCUGUGUGGGGAAAUGGAGUCUGCUGCUUAACACCUCUUCCAAGAUCCCAGGGGUUUAUCACAGUUCUGUGUAUCCUCUGUGAGAACUGAGUGGAUGUUGGCGGUAUAACCUCUCACCAGGUGUACAUUGGUGUCCAUCUUCAUGUAUUGUUAAUGCUUCGCUUAUCUUGGAUGAUGUUGACAUCACCUUGACUGGGGACUAAAUCCUUGCAGAUGGUGCUGGGGCCCAGUCAGUUCAACUUGCUCCCCUCCAGGCAACUGCAUGUGCAUUGUGUUGCAUGACUCAACAUGUGUAGUGAGGUGACAGCUUGUCAUGACUCAUCCCAUUCAUGCAUCACGUGGACAUGUAGGUGUCUUCUUGUAAAGUUUCUGGGUUGGAGGGAACAGAACACUUCUUCUUUGUAAGCAAUUUAUUUUUGCACUUAUGUAGAAACUUGUUUUGGGGGGGUUGGUUAAAGCACUCAGUUACAUAGUGGACCAAUGUUUGUAUAUAAUGCUACUAUUUGGGACAGAUUCUGUCCCAUAGAAGUGUAAUUUGGAGUGAUAACUAUAUGGGUAUGUAAGCUAAUGGACUUUUGAACUUGUUUGGUAUUCCAGCAAUGGGAAGAGAACUUUCCAGUAUAUAUAUAUAUAUAUAUAUUUUUUUUUUUUUUUUUAUAAAUAAACAGAUGGGUUCAUAUGCCUGUGGUGACCUGCUUUAGUUCCAGUACCAUUCCUUACCAUUAUAGAAGGUGAAAAAGAUUGUGUCCAGAUCCUGAUCUGGACUCCUCCACAAAAUGUUUAGCAGGUUUUUGUACUUGCUCUAAAAACUCAAUGUAUCCCAAGGGUUUUAACUGCUAAUGGACAAGCAACAGCCAUUCUGGAAAUUUUCAUGUUGUAACUUGUAAAUUUGGCAAUGGUCACACAUGGGUUUUCAUUAGUUUUUUUUUUUCUAGAAAUAAAGAGUAAUAAAGAAUGUUGUCUGGUCUUUUUAAUACCAGAAGGUUUAUCAUUAGAGCUGUUUAAUGUGAUGUGGCCCAAAAACCUUAAUCAGAACUGUUGGUAGUGUAGUGGUUACAGCUGCUGCCUUUUAAACCAAAGGGUUGAGGUUCUAGCCUCACCUCCAGCUGUAGUACCAUGGAGCAAGGUUCUUACCUGAAAUUGCUUCAGUGAAAUUACC